CUGCUGCCUCCCCUCUGUCUCCCACUGUGGACAGUCUGCGUCCUCCUCCUGUCCCUCAGGGUUCUCCUCUUUGUCGCUGUGGACCUUAAUUAUCCGGGGAGCAUAUCUUAAAGCGGCCCAAUUAGCACGCGCUCAUUCCAAAACUCAUCAAACAUCACGCGCUUUUUUGUUUAUUUAUUUUUGUUCGUUGGAGGGAUGGAAUUACUGGUUGAAAACAGCCACAAUGUCUGAGAUAUUUCUCCAACUUUUGCAAUUCGGGCUGUCAAGAGACAAAAGGAGGCAAAACAAAGUGCCGUGGACGUGGACGCGCGUGUUAUUGUGGGUGCUUUUGAUGUGUAGUUGUGUGGAUGUUUCUCUAAGUGGUGUGGCAGGAUCCACGGCUGAACACGAAGGAUUUUGUCCAAACAAGCUGAACUCUAAUCUUUGGGUUGAUGCGCAAAGCACCUGCGAGAGGGAAUGCAGCGUCGAUGAGGACUGCGCAGAACAUGAGAAAUGCUGCACCAAUGUGUGUGGCCUCAAUAGCUGUGUUUCUGCACGUUUCUCUGAUGGCACCCCUGCUCAGCCGGGUGGGAAGGAAGGAGACAGUGGAGAUAAUUCCUCCAUUGCAACCUGUGAUGGUUUCAUCUGCAGCCAGCAGGGGGCGACCUGUGACAUCUGGGAUGGACAGCCCAUCUGUAAGUGCCAGGACCGCUGUGAGAAAGAGCCCUACUUUACCUGUGCGUCGGACGGCCUCACUUACUUCAACCGCUGCUACAUGGACGCAGAAGCCUGCAUCAGGGGAGUGACUUUGACUGUGAUCCCUUGCCGUUUCUACCUCGCUGGUCCACAUACGAGUCCUUUUCCUCUAGAUACAACAGUUUCUCCAACCCCCACAUCCUCCCAGGAGGACCCAAUGCCUCCAACGCUGUACUCUAACCCUCACCAUCAAUCCAUCUAUGUCGGAGGCACAGUUAGCUUUCACUGCAAUGUGAUCGGCGUUCCAAGGCCUGAUGUGACGUGGGAGAAGCAGAGCGAAAGGCGUGAGCGGCUAGUCAUGAGGCCAGACCAGAUGUAUGGGAAUGUAGUCAUAACCAACAUUGGACAGCUAGUGGUGUACAAUGCCCAGGUCUGGGACACCGGCCUAUACACAUGUAUCGCAAGGAACUCUGUCGGAGUUCUCCAAGCAGACUACCCGCUGUCUGUUAUCCGCCGAGCGGAUGAUUUUUCAGAGGAUCCUGAGUUGCCCAUGGGGCGACCGUUCUCUCCAGCAGACUGCCUGGCUGAGGUUGACACUAAAGUCUGCAGCGGGGAGCGUCACGUGGACUGGUAUUACGACAGCAAGCUGGGCUCCUGCAUGACCUUCAGCAGUGGCGGCUGCGACGACAGUCGUAAUCGUUUUGAGACGUACGAGGAAUGCAAGGCGUCCUGUCAGAGAGAGGGAAUGGGGAUCUGCUCCCUGCCAGCGGUUCAAGGUCCGUGCAAAAACUGGGAGGCCCGCUGGGCCUGGAAUUCCUUGAUGAAACAGUGCCAGCCGUUUGCUUACGGCGGAUGCCAGGGAAAUGCCAAUAGCUUUCGCACUAAAAAGGAAUGUGAGGCAAACUGUCCGCAGGCCAAACGGAAACCAUGCAGGACUUGUCGGAUGAGGGGGAAAAUGAUGCCCACCUUGUGCCGCAGCGACUUCGCCAUCGUUGGGCGGCUAAUGGAGCUCAUCGAGGACCUCGAUUCUGGUUUGGCUCGCUUUAGCCUGGACGAGGUACUGAGGGAUGAAAAGAUGGGCCUAACUUUCUUCAACACUAAAAACUUGGAGGUGACCAUCAUCAAGAUCGACUGGAGCUGUCCCUGUCCCAACAUCACCAUGGAGCACAACCCCUUGUUGGUGAUGGGUAUGGUGCAGGAUGGCAUGGCUAUCAUCCAGCCAGACAGCUACGUGAAAGCCAUAACUGAAAGAAGGCUCCGCAGGCUCAGGGAUGCCAUCAAUAAAAAAGCAUGUGAGAAAUUGUAGAGAAUGAUAGGACACAGUUGCAGAUAUUACAGUCUUCAAGAAUAUAAGUGACUACACAAUAUUAUUUAAAGUAAGAGAUCAGAUGUAGGUAGUCCAAGAGAGUUUUUAUUACAUUCAGGAUAUUGUGAGCUAUUUAUGCAGAGUUAUAAUGCUAUUUUAAACAUUACAUUGAUUACAAAUAAAAAAAGAUAUGCUGAUUAAAAUCAAUUCUGUAACAUCCGGAUUAGGACCCUUCCAUAUCAGCGGUAGUCUGUUUAUGUUAUGUGCUCUUAAAAACAUUUUUGAGUGUAUUGCUCGUAUAGUCACAUCUUUUGUUGUGUGAUGUACAUUUUCUAAUAUGUACUUCUAAAUAGCACUUAUGCUUAGUAACUAAUAUAACAGCUAAGUCUUAGGGUAGAAACAGUACAUAUUGAUGUAAGGGUUUAACUGUGCAAUACAUGAUAGUAGUUUGCCGUAAAUAAUACCAGAUUAAAUAAAUGAGUGUCAAGUUGUUAUGAUCCCAUGUGUUUGUUAUGCAGGCAACAUAUGUUAUUCAGGCAACAAUUAGAUGAUUUAAGUAGAAGUUAAGGUGUUUAGACCGCCCUGCUUCUUAGAAGGAUCACCUGGACAGCUCACACCAAACUCUCUUUUCUGAACAGGAGACAUUUAUUGUUUGCUGGCAUUUCCACCUAAAAACAAAA
This is a messenger RNA of Cyprinodon tularosa, 2661 nucleotides long. It is a transcript of the gene wfikkn1, whose product is annotated as WAP, follistatin/kazal, immunoglobulin, kunitz and netrin domain containing 1. Lineage: Eukaryota; Metazoa; Chordata; Actinopteri; Cyprinodontiformes; Cyprinodontidae. Bases 224 to 1981 code for a protein of 585 amino acids. The transcript has 2 exons. Gene Ontology annotation, molecular function: protein binding; serine-type endopeptidase inhibitor activity. Gene Ontology annotation, cellular component: extracellular region. The record is from RefSeq and is a predicted model, not a curated record.